This is a messenger RNA of Oncorhynchus kisutch (coho salmon), 3268 nucleotides long. RefSeq names its product adenylate cyclase type 8. The record is from RefSeq and is a predicted model, not a curated record. Gene Ontology annotation, biological process: intracellular signal transduction; cAMP biosynthetic process; adenylate cyclase-activating G protein-coupled receptor signaling pathway. Lineage: Eukaryota; Metazoa; Chordata; Actinopteri; Salmoniformes; Salmonidae. The transcript has 13 exons. Bases 1 to 1953 code for a protein of 650 amino acids. Gene Ontology annotation, cellular component: plasma membrane. Gene Ontology annotation, molecular function: adenylate cyclase activity.
AUGAUCAAACCUUUUCACCCCAACUUUAAUCUGUACGUGCGAAGGGAGCUGAAACAUGAGGUGGACAUGCGUAUCGGUGUCCACUCUGGCUCAGUGCUGUGUGGGGUGCUGGGGCUGCAGAAGUGGCAGUUUGACGUGUGGUCCUGGGAUGUGGACAUCGCUAACAUGCUGGAGGUAGGAGGGGUGCCGGGCCGUAUCCACAUCUCCCGGGCAACGCUGGACUGUCUGGGCGGGGUCUACGAGACGGAAGAGGGGCGUGGCCACGAGAGGAACGAGUUUCUACGGAAACACAAAAUCGACACGUUCCUGAUUCGCCACACGCCCAUGGAAGAGGCUCCUGCCAAGAAGGCUUGCCGGCCCAGUCGAGAUGACACCCUUAAUGCUGGCUGGAGUACUGAGCUGCCGUUUGGAAACAUAAUCGGAAUGAACUGUAUCCUGGCGACCUUCAGCAACGGCUCUCUGGCCCAGUUACCUAACCAGCUGGCAGCUCAGCGGACGGGGACGCGUGAAGUCAACAAGAGGAUCCGCCGGGCCAUCGAGGUCCGGAGCAGCGAACGCAUGAGACAGGAACACAUCACCACCUUCACACAGGAGUUCAAGGACACACACAUCGAGGGCAAGUUUUCCCAGAUGCGUGAUGAGAUGUUCAAGUCAAACCUGGUCUGCUCCUUCAUCAUGCUCCUCUGCCUCAUGGGUGCACAGACCCUCGUCCCUGCCGCAAGAAGCAGCUCCCAGCAGCACACUUGGUCCUGGCCUGUCAACAUCUGUACACACCCUGAGUUCCUGGUUUUCAGUGGGGUGGUUGCCAUGGUGUCGUGUGCCGUGUUCUUCAGGCUGCACUGUCUACUGAAGCUAGCUGUGUUACUUCUGGCUAUAACUGUCUACACGUACCUCAUAGAAGUCAGUUACCACACACUGUUUAUACGCCAGACCUCUGAAAACACCAGGCAGCAGUACCUGAGGAGGAAGGAUGUGUGUGUCCUGCUCAUGGUCAUGUUUGUGGUGGCUGUAAUUUACAACAGUAGACAGUUGGAGGCGACGGCGCGGCUGGACUUCCUGUGGCGUCUGCAGGCCAGACAGGAAGUGGAGGACAUGAAGGAGCUGAGGGAACAUAAUGAGUGUUUACUCUUCAACAUUCUGCCUUCACACGUCGCACAGCACUUCCUAGAGAGAGACCGCCACAAUGAGGAUCUGUACUCCCAGUCCUAUGAGCGUGUGGGGGUGUUGUUUGCGUCCAUCCCGGGGUUUACAGACUACUAUGAACAGAAAGAGUUGAUCCAUCAGGAUGUGGAGUGUCUACGGCUUCUCAAUGAGAUCAUAGCUGACUUCGACGAGUUAUUAGAUGAGACAUAUUUCCAGGACAUUGAGAAAAUCAAAACCAUUGGCAGCUGUUACAUGGCUGCUUCUGGCCUCUCCCCUGAUCAACAGGAGUGUGGUGAUGAGUGGCGUCACCUCAGUGAGCUGGUGCUGUUUGCCCAGGAAAUGCAGGAGACGCUCAAACGGAUCAACACACACUCUGGAAACAGCUUUCAGCUCCGUGUUGGCGUAGCCCACGGUCCAGUGGUGGCUGGGGUGAUAGGAGCCACUAAACCUCAGUAUGACAUCUGGGGAAUGACCGUCAACCUGGCCAGCCGUAUGGACAGCACCGGGGUCAGUGGAUGUAUACAGGUCCCAGAGAGUACCAGUCAUAUCCUGGCAGAGCGCGGCUUCGUUCGCGAGCUGAGGGGGGCGAUCUACGUGAAAGGUGUAAGCGAGCGGCAGGGGAACGUCAAGACGUACUUCGUGAGGAGCCGCGAGUCGUGUUCCAGCUACAUGGAGCGCAGUGUGACCCGCGGGGGUUUGGGCCUGGGAAGGAACACUCUAUCUGCUCUGGUCUUUACCCUGGUCCAGACCAGGAAGAGAGAGACACAACGAGAGGCUAACGGAGGGUUCCACCUGCUGGAGGUCUCAUAGGCCUUGGGCUGUAUAUCAUAUAAGGAAAGAAAGGGAGAGAAUUCAGGUUAUCCUUUCCUCGUUUGUUGGAUUAAAAUCGCUUUCUAUGCAGUAAUUACCUCAAAUGGAGAACGGGGGGGUACAGGCUACAAGAGAGACACUAGAGGAGGGGAACGGAAGCUCCUCUUCUGCAGAGUACUUUAUAGCAGUGGUUCCCAAACUUUCUAAGUUACAGUACCGACCAACUGUAUUCUGCUCUGCCCCAAGUACCCUUAUAGUAUGUCAUGGGUCUUCUCAAAUACCCUCUGUGGAUUGGCCAACUUCCCGCUGGUUGGGAAUCACAUGGACGACAGCACAGAGCAGAAAACUGCUGUCUGACACCAACAGAAAUACAGUGAAUUAUAUACUGCUGUCUGACACCAACAGAAAUACAGUGGAUUAUAUACUGCUGUCUGACACCAACAGAAAUACAGUGGAUUAUAUACUGCUGUCUGACACCAACAGAAAUACAGUGGAUUAUAUACUGCUGUCUGACACCAACAGAAAUACAGUGGAUUAUAUACUGCUGUCUGACACCAACAGAAAUACAGUGGAUUAUAUACUGCUGUCUGACACCAACAGAAAUACAGUGGAUUAUAUACUGCUGUCUGACACCAACAGAAAUACAGUGGAUUAUAUACUGCUGUCUGACACCAACAGAAAUACAGUGGAUUAUAUACUGCUGUCUGACACCAACAGAAAUACAGUGGAUUAUAUACUGCUGUCUGACACCAACUGAAAUACAGUGGAUUAUAUACUGCUGUCUGACACCAACUGAAAUACAGUGGAUUAUAUACUGCUGUCUGACACCAACAGAAAUACAGUGGAUUAUAUACUGCUGUCUGACACCAACAGAAAUACAGUGGAUUAUAUACUGCUGUCUGACACCAACAGAAAAACUGUGGAUUAUAUAUUUAGUGUACAAAACAUUAAGAACACGUGCUCUUUCCAUGACAGACUGACCAGGUGAAAGCUGUGACUCUUUAUUGAUGUCUCCUGAUAAAUCCACAGACAGGUUAAAGAUGGAUUUUAAGCCAUGAGACAAUUGAGACAUGGAUUUUGUAUGUGUGUCAUUCAGAGGGUGAAUGGACAAGACAAAAGAUUUAAGUGCCUUUGAACGGGGGUAUGGUAGUAGAUUAGAGGGCACCGGUUUGUGUCAAGAACUGCAACGCUGCUGGGUUUUUCACGCUCAACGGUUUCCCCGUGUGUUUCAAGAACGGUCCAUCACCCAAAGGACAUCCAGACAACUUGACACAACUAUGGGAAGCAUUGAAAUUAACAUGGACCAGCAUCCCUG